This is a messenger RNA of Fopius arisanus, 5349 nucleotides long. Its product is annotated as proline-rich transmembrane protein 4. The transcript is spliced from 5 exons. The record is from RefSeq and is a predicted model, not a curated record. NCBI's taxonomy places the organism in Eukaryota, Metazoa, Arthropoda, Insecta, Hymenoptera, Braconidae. The coding region runs from base 1728 to 4292 and encodes 854 amino acids.
CAGCGGGUGAAUUUACGCUCGUCUGUGCUGGCAAAAAACCACGCUACUGCCAAUAGCGGCUCAUUUUAUCCACUCGAUCAUUAAUUGUACACUGAAUGGUUUAUUUAUUUUAUACCCCCACGAGUGACGGAUACGUUCAUAGAUUAAUUACACAAUGAGCGAAUAUUUAUUGGUUGAUAAAACUGCAUGAGAAUUGGAGAAAAUAGUGAUAAAGUGUAUUUUCCAAUGAAGGAUCACGUUUAAUUUUACAAACACACCCCUUUAUCCGUCGGUAAUAUCGCAACUUGGUGACAACUUUCGUUCAUCGAUUUUCUAUUAUCUUUUGGUUGGCUUUUUUUUUAGUAUUGUGGUUGUGAUAUGCGAGUGUUUAUGUGAAAAUUGUGAUUUUUAGGUGCGUUAACUUGUGUCACUUUUUGUGUCUUUUGACGCCAUUUUUUUGACGAGAGAGGAGAGGAUUUAUGGUAUUGGGGUUGACGUGUGAGAGUGAGGUGAGUGAAUUUGUGAAUUAAUAUUUGCAACAAUUAAGGUAGUUGGCAGAUAUUAGUUGGUUAUUAGUGACAACACAGUUGGAAAACUUGUUCUGUGCUUUUUGUUUUGUGUGGGGCUUUGGACAAUGUGAAUUCAGAUUGAUUGGAUUUUGGAACAUACAGGAAUACCAGCGUGGAUUAAAAAUACGAAAUUCCAGGGAAAUAACUGGACUGCGAUUCAACAAAUUACAAUGCUGUUCACCAACAUGCGUUAAGCACUUGCCGUCUAACAUAAUUUGAUUAGAUACCAGGUUCUUGAGGAUUGAAUCGAUAGAAAAUCUGAGAAUGGGAUUAUUCCUAAGUUGUAAUCUGAUGACCAUCUCUCAGUACCACUGAAUCCAAAAGAAAUUUUUCGUUUCUCAUCACCGGAUCCAGGCGAAAUGGAACGGAAGAUUGAUCGACAGUGUGAUGAGAAGAAAAUUUUUUCGGUACAAAGAACUCAGAAGGGAACACUGUCUACCUCGAAAAUCGAGAGAAGUAGUUGGACACCAGUGGAGCAGACUUGUUAAUAAUUUUCACGCAAGGCCAAACAUUUUUUACCAUCGCUGAAUCGAAACGAUCAUCGUUAGUGAAUUAUAAAAAGAUAAAAAAGUACUACUGCCAAUCGACAAAGACUAGCUGUCGUGGCUAAAGCUCCAAUAAACUGAGAAACAUAAAGAAGAAAACCGAGAGAAAUAAUAAAGACAGUUCCCACUUUUUGGCUACCAUCGGCCGUAAACAGUGAGAGAUUACAAUAAGACCAAAACGUGUACAGAAACCUAAAAACUGGUUUUAAAGAAGUUGACAAAAGUUCUCAACAAACUUUCAACGAAAAAGUCAAAAGGAUAAAAAAACAGAAAAACAAAAAAACAAGCACAGAAAAACUCGUGACAGCCUCUCUCUCUCGUUCUCUCGAGAUCGGUCCAACGAGGAAGCCAACUUUUUUAGUGACACGUUUGCUAAAGACAUUCUAUUUUCACUUUGGGAAUACAAGCUUCCACAAGACUCUGAACAUUUUCCCAUCUAGAAUAACAAAAAAAAAACCGUAAAAAAAAAUUGUUAUUUUACCUCCAAGUGUCCUUAAUCCAAAUAGAAAAAGGAAAAAAAAAUUCUAAACAAACUAGAACAACAAAUACAAAUACAAUAAACAACUCCACAUUAAAUUGCACUUUGAAUAAAAGUGUCAUGAUCAAGAUAUAAAUAAAUUCUAAAUAACUAAAAAUGGUGAGAACAAUGUCACGAGCAAUUUUAAUGCUCUUCCUCAUCUGGACGUCAAUUGAGGAAUCGAAGAGUUCUACAGAUGGUGGGCCCAACUCACCAGUUUUUAACUUGGAUCAUACAGCAUUGGAGAAGAACAUUGCAGCGAUAUUCAACAAAGUCGCCCACAGUUCAGCAACAACAAAACGGAGUGUGCCCGCUUACGAGGCUCAAGUUUCAGCCUCCACCACCCUUUCUACGGUUCCCUCUCCUCUAACAACAACAACAGCAAAAUCAUCAAACCCCCCAUCACCAACAACCCCCUCAAUACCAGCGAUGAGAAAUCCAAUCCCCCGGGCAACGGUCUCGCCCCCUUAUCGCGAAUUGCCCUCAUACGCUCCCCCGUCAAGAGCCCCAUUCACUCCACCCCUCCCCCCAGAGUACCUGAAUCCAUUUGCUGAUAAGCCAACACUUCGCGGUACUAAUUCCGAGAACUAUUCAGGUGUGAGAAGACCCAUUCCUCCACCGAGUUUGACUCCAGCACACGAGAGAAUUCCCAUAAGACCACCGGAUCUUCUGCAUGUGCCAGUGCAAACACCUGAGAAGCCUCCAUCAAGGAAUAAAGCGCUGAACACACCCAGCAAGGAGCAAAAACUCCCAGAGACAUCAGGAGAAAUCGAGAGAAAAAACAAUAGCAAUGACUUCGUACCGACUCUGCAUUAUCCCAGUAUUUCGAGAAUACUAUCAGGUAGCAAUGGAAGAAAACAGGAUAUCCCAGAGAUACUGUUAAAACCUCUAUCCACCAAAAUGCCAAUGACAAACGUUCCAGCAGCGUUGACAACUGAGAGAAGUCCUGUUACAACGUCAAUGACAAUUAGGACAACGAGUAUGGUGCGAUCAGCUACAAGACCGACUAUUUUCAAUCUUCCAAAUACUAGAAGACAAGAGCCUGCUGAUAAUAGUGGCCAUAACAUAGAGGACGAUGAAAAAAUGGAGGAAAUAGAGAUUGUAGAUGCAGAGAGAUUACCUUAUCCCCAGCCACAACCCCCAGCUCCCUCGAAAAGACCCAUUGAUCACAAUCACAUUGUUCCUCAUUCUGACAGCCAUCAUCCCUUGGAAAACACAUGGAGAAUAGCCUGGUCUCUCCACGUCUACGUAGCUGCCAUAAUGUUCACCCUCAUGGCACUCUACUCCAUCUACAAAAUCGUGAGAUUCAACGAAGCUACAAACUUGCUUACCCAGUCGUAUUUCCUCACUGUUCAUCUGCUUUUAACGACAGUUUGCACACUCAGGUGCUUUCACCUGUUCUACGAUGCGUACAAUCUGGGAAGAUCGUUAUCAGAGCCACUGUCACAAAUACUCAUGUAUCUACCAGCUCCAUUACUGUCUACCGCAUUCGCCACAUUAGUUCUUCAUCUUGCUAAAUGCUCAGAGGCUCCGUCAUUAAAUAACAAAUUUCUAUCACCCAUGGGCCUAGCAGUGUGUUCAAUAAUUCAUAUUGUAAUCUGCCUCUCUCUCCACGUGUCAACUCACAUCCUGGGGUACGAGGAUCAAGCGAAAAUUCUACCCCUAGUCUGCCAAUGCAUUUAUAUCGUGGUUUGUGUGACCCUGGGGCUCUGUUACAUGUACGUAUACAGAGUUGUCAGAUCUCAAAUCAAUUUAACGACUAAUAAAUCUGUGGGCUCACACGUCACCAGUGAUCCAACAACAGUUGCCCUUGGUACUGCCAUUACAACAACAAUAGCAACAGCUUUGCUCUUCAUUUUGAUGGGAUUCGUUCAGUUGUACGGAAUAUUCGGUGUACAGGAGAAAGCCCAGCCUUAUCCCUGGCUGUGGUGGGGUUGGCAAUUCUCCGUGAGACUAAUCGAGCUGUCCAUGUGUGGAUUACUUGCCUGGGUAGCAAGCCUAUCCCAGUAUCCACUCAGAGAAAAGCAGAUGCAACAGCAUUCAGCUCAUUCUGGUUUUGCUCUGUUUCCAUGUGGCAGCUCCACCAGCACUGAAAAUAUGGAUGAUGUCCUCUAUCCAGCUAUCUGUAGCACCAAUCAGGCCAUUCAGAAUUACACCAUGAGGACUGGUAAACAGGUAUAUGACGACAGUUUUCCAUUGAAUACAUUACCAGAGCACUUAAAUAUAUCGGGCACAUUUGAGAGGCACUCGAUAAGAAAGAGUGGAACAAUGGGACAUUUUCCACAUGAGGGAAGGGGAUCCCUCAAUCGACAUGGUAAUGGAGUCCAGACUCUGAGGGGAUCAGAGAACAGGGGGAGACAUACCCCACAGGGACUGCACGAACAGGCCCCAGCUUCUGGCUCCACUAUGCUAGUCGCUGAGGAUGGAUUUGUUAGGUUUAGAAGUCUUGGUGGUGAGGAGGAUGAAUUGAGUGAUACACAGAGUAUUGUUGGUACUCAUGGUAGAGGUGGUGGCUCUUUGGCUGGAAGUGUGAGGUACAGUGCCAGGCAUAAUCCUGCACAGCAUCAUGCACAGCAGCACCCGCACCAGUAUCAGCACAUGCACACGUUACAGCAUUCUCAUGAUAGACAGCAUAUGCAGGGACAUCAUCAGAGCCAUCAUCAAUUGUAUAAUAACACGUAGAAGGGGGAAAAAAUGGCACGCGUUGAGUGGAGAGCGCCUGUGCCAAUUGUUGGAAAUCUUUUCCCCGCAACUACCAGACACGUCAUAGUACGAGCUGAACAGUCAACUAAAGCAACCACUAGCAGUACUCUGUCCAUUCGACGUACUCAAGUUGAAGAAAUAAUUUAAAAUAAAGUAUAAGUGUAAUAUAUUUUGAAUUGUAUAAAAUGUGACCGUUUUAAUUUUAAGAAAAUUAUUGAAAUAAUGCCCGCCUCCUCGGACCCGCUGCUUAAUAUCCAUUUCCCCUAUUAAGAAAAAGGGGAAAACUCAAAAUAAAUCACAAAUGACCACCGGGAAUGAAUUUUCGAUUUUGUAAAUGGUCCUAAAUUAUUGCAUUUAUUCCAUAAAAUCGAAAAUUUCAUUGCUGAGUAAAACCGUAUAGCCAAGGAAUAUCGUCUACAAUUUCUUAUCUUUAAAUAUGGAUAGUGUAUUAAAGCUUCGAAUUUGAAUUAUUGUCUUGGGCAAUCGAUACUUAAGUCCAUGAUCCUUGUGAUUUUUAAACGAGAGAAAUAAUUAUGUAAUGAAUGCGUGGAAAUAAGGCAGCAUAAAUGAAGAUAACGUGACAGUGAUUGGAUGUGCUAUAAUAAAAUAUGACGAACUUUUUGUCACAUGACCUACUUUUCAGUGGAUUUGAAAAAAAAAAUUGAGGUAUAUUUUAGUCUUAUUUAUUGCACAUUCAUUUUAUUAAUUUAUAUCAUGUGCUCUAUAUCUCCGGACGAAUUCCCCUCCGGAAACAUUUAAAUAUUUGAAUAUAUUUAAAACAGAACGAUUCAACAACAUCAAAUGAGGAACAGAUAAUUUUGAAGAUUUUAAACCAAAAGUUUUUGCGUAUAUCUCUGUAAUUUAUGGAAUUUGAGGGUAAAAGGAGAGAAGCUUUAAUGGAGCUUAUGAAAUCCUUACAAAGAAAGGUGAAGAUCAGUGCUCAGUAGAAAGUUAUCCUUACCUGGAAAUUUUACAAUUGUUUAAAAUCAAUUUUCAGUCUUAUCUCUUUCGUUUCAUUUUCAAUGGACAAAAAAAA